AAUCAAUUCAAUUUUAUAUCGGAGAUUAAUUUAUUUAUUCUUAUUUCUUUGCCCGUGUAAAUAAUAUAUUUGUGUGAAGUGGUUCGAUUAAAUCUCAUAAGGCAGAUGAGCACCAGCACUCAUCUGCAUGAAGACUCCCAAUCCUCCGAUGAGAAGAUGGACACCGGCUCCGAGUCCCAGCACACACCCAGCUCCCUCUCCGACUACGAAGACCCGGAGACCACAGACCCCGUUCUCCGCCUCCAAAACCCAGUCAACUUAGAGAAUGAUAAAAGCUUAAAAGAUAAUGAUAAUUUAAUUAAUAGUAUGAAUAAUUUAAAGAUCUCAAUAGAAAAUUCGAAUAGACCGAAGAAUUUAAGUUUAAGUCCAAAAUUUAGCUCAACACUUACAUCGACAGUGGAUCAUCCACUUAUGGGGUUAGCCAGUCCCGAUGAGAACUAUCCGGACUUAAUACCAAAGAGAACAGAUGAGAAGGACUUAAGCUUAUCAAGUAUAGAAGAUGAGAAAAACGAAACUAAUGGUUUUUACAGUCCUGAGCGAAAUACUAGUAAAAGUAAUUUAUAUUUUAAUGAUAAUUUUACUACUGCCGAAAGUCAUAUUUUAAGUAAUGCUUUAGAUGUAACUAGUCCGCCCGAUGUGGCCAAGAUUGAGAAGAAGUUUCAGAGGAAGGGGGUGGGGAAUAAGGGGGUGGAGUGUAAGGGGGAGGGGGUGAACAGUUUGGAGGUGUUGAGGGUCACUGGGCAGAGUACGCCAAAGAGGAAUGAGGAGAUUCAGGAGGUUGAAGAGUUUCAUUCGGGGGUGGCCAAAUGGUGUGAGUCCCCCGCGCACAGACCGAGGCCCAAUUUCGAUCUUCCCAUCGAGUUAAAGACCACCAUAAAGCCACCAAAUGACCUGGAUUCCCCCGACGCGGUGUCAUCAUCACAGGAAGACCGGUCAGCGUACCAGGCCCUCUUGGACCCGUACACGGGCAGCGUGGCCCUACGCCCCACGCCGCAGGCCCGGAGCCCCGCCCCCGCCGCGCAACGCCGCAGGAUACAACUGCCUCCAGACGACGAUCAGUGCAGCCUGGACAGCUGCAGCGUGCACUCCCUGGAGUCCGAGGAGGAGCCUCCGGAGCUGGACCCGGAGCCCGGGUACCACACGCCGGUCGAGCAGGAACACAGCAAGAGGUCUACGAACACGAUGAGCUCGUGCAGCGCCAGCGAGCCCAUCCCGGAGUACUCGGCCGCCGAGGAGCUGCGCCGGGAGCGCGCGUGGCUCACUGUACCCAGCCCCGGCGGCGGGCCCGUCGUCUGCGACAUGAAGGUGAUCGAGCCAUACAAGAGGGUGGUGUCUCACGGUGGCUACGACGCGUCCGGCUGUGCCCUAAUAGUGUUCAGCGCCUGUCAUCUUCCUGACGUUCGUCGGACCGACUACCACUACGUCAUGGACAACCUGUUCCUGUACGUAAUAUGGACACUAGAGAGGCUGGUACCAGAUAACUAUAUCCUAGUAUAUCUGUACGGCAGCGCGGGUCCGAGACGGCUGCCAACCAUACACUGGCUAAGGGAAUAUUACAAGCUUAUAGACAGACGGUUACGAAAGAGCUUGAAGCAUCUAUACCUAGUACAUCCCACGUACGGACUGAAGAUAUUCGUUGCAUUCACUAAGGCCUUCGUUAGCUCAAAAUUCUUCCGCAAAUUGAGCUACGUGCGAAACCUGACCGAGCUAAUGUCGCUUGUCCCAGUCGAGCCCAACGCCAUCCCUGAGCUAGUGAAACAGUACGACGCAGGCAAGCGGUAGACAUUGGUACUAAAGCGGUAGAC
This is a messenger RNA of Cydia amplana, 1805 nucleotides long. RefSeq names its product protein prune homolog 2. The transcript has 10 exons. The record is from RefSeq and is a predicted model, not a curated record. NCBI's taxonomy places the organism in Eukaryota, Metazoa, Arthropoda, Insecta, Lepidoptera, Tortricidae. Gene Ontology annotation, cellular component: cytoplasm. The coding region runs from base 106 to 1782 and encodes 558 amino acids.